AUGGCAGAACGUAAAGUCAUUAACAAGUAUUAUCCACCUACUUUUGAUCCAAAACUCAUUCCGAGGAGGAAAAUUGCAACCACUAAUCAAGUCAAAAUCCGAAUGAUGUUACCAAUGACCAUUCAAUGUACUGUAUGUGGUGAGUUCAUGUAUCAAGGAAAGAAAUUUAAUUCUCGGAAAGAGACUGUUCAUGGCGAAGAUUAUUUAGGCUUGAAAGUAUUUAGAUUUUAUAUUCGAUGCACAAGAUGUGCAAGUGAAGUUACGUUUAAAACAGACCCAAAGAAUAGUGAUUAUGUUGCUGAACAUAAUUGUGUUCGAUCGUAUCCAUCUCAUGCUCGUGUUCAUGAGGAUAUCAAUGCUCAACUUCACGAUCAUGGAGAAGAUGCGAUGAAAAAAUUGGAAAACAAAACUUUGGAUUCGAAGCAAGAAAUUGAAGAUUUGGAUAUUUUGGAUUCUAUUAAAACAAUUAAACAAUUACACAAUAAGAUAUCUGCGGAUUCUUUACUUGAAAAAUUACAAAUUGAACAACAAUUUGAGGAAGAGGAAGCAAAAUCGUCUGCAGAGCAUGAAUUUAAUGAGGACGAAUUGAGGGAAAUUCAGGAAUUUUCGAGAGGUCAUAAGAGAGUGCAGGUGGAGGAUGAUGAUGACUUGGAAGAUGGUAUUCCAUCUCAACAAAAUAACACAGCUGAUAUUCAGUCCGUAUCAGAAACAAGUAGUUCAUCGUCACCUGAAUUAUCGUCCCAAUCGUCGACGACGAAGAAGAGAGACCAGAUUGAAAAUAAUGGAAUGACUAGCAGUAGUUCAGAAGAACUGACCGACAUGUCGAACUCUAAAAAAAGAGAUAGUUCAUUCUUGAAAGAUUUGGAAGUACAAACCGUUCAAAAGAAAAAGAAGAAAAAAUCAAAGAAAGAAGACUCAAAAUCUGCACUUGGUGCUCUUUCGUCUUACUGA
Naegleria fowleri is the source of this 951-nucleotide messenger RNA. RefSeq lists its product as uncharacterized. Gene Ontology annotation, biological process: mRNA splicing, via spliceosome. The record is from RefSeq and is a predicted model, not a curated record. The transcript has a single exon. Gene Ontology annotation, cellular component: U2-type catalytic step 1 spliceosome. NCBI's taxonomy places the organism in Eukaryota, Heterolobosea, Eutetramitea, Acrasida, Naegleriidae. The coding region runs from base 1 to 951 and encodes 316 amino acids.